ACCAGCACGAGGCCACCGCUCUCUUCUCUUCAUAACCACUCCCACACACCUCACUGCGCUCGCAUCCCCUCGACAUCUCAUCGCACACCAUGGGCCGCUGGUCUCAAUUCGACGGAGACUCGACUCGACUCCCAGUGGGCAUCACCCGCAUCGCGUACGACGCAGACACCACCCGGUACAUGUUCCAAGACACGCACGGCCGCCGCUACAUCGGUGCUCCCGGCGAGGAAUACGGCGUGAUGGUCCCCAUCACCGCCGCCGACGCCCUCGCUCCGCUGGGCAGCAAAGUGUCGGGCAAGCACACCGCUAAGCCCGCAUACGACAGGCCCGCCCUCUUCGCGGGCGACGCUCCCGCCGGCUCCCCGCUCAACUCGGAGUUUAGCUCCGACGACGACGAUGACGUCGCCACAAAGCCCCCUCCGCCCGCGCGCCGCGCGCACGGACACACGCGCUCCCCCAGCGCGCCCUCCACCUUCGCCGACAUCCUCCCGCCCAGCCUCAUCGCCCCCGCCCCGCCGCCCCCGCCGCCGUCCUCUUCGCACCUCCCCCCGUCGCCGUUCCGCGCCGGCAAGUCCCGCCGCGCCGCCUCCACAGGUGACGCCGACGCCGCCCCCAACCCCAACGCCACCCCCGCGCGCGGCGAGCCCGAGAAGGAGCGCACGUGGGCCUCGCGCCACCCGUCCAUGCGCCUCCCGAGCAAGGCCAUCGGCCGCACGUUGACCGCCGUCCGCCGCCACCGCGAGGAGCGCGUCAGGAAGGAGGAGUACAGGCGCUUGGGCGCGGAGGGUGAGAAGAACGGCUGGUGAGCGCGCGCGUCGGUCCGCGUCGGUCCCGGUCCGUGCACUGGAUAGGAAUUGUGUAUUUCGUGUUAUUUCACAUCAUGUGUGUACAGUACGGUGACUUGUAGGAAGUGUUAUGGAAAUAGGCGCAGAGCUAAGAGAAUAGAAUCCGAUGAGAGGG
This is a messenger RNA of Heterobasidion irregulare TC 32-1, 960 nucleotides long. RefSeq lists its product as uncharacterized. The coding region runs from base 90 to 806 and encodes 238 amino acids. The transcript is spliced from 3 exons. The record is from RefSeq and is a predicted model, not a curated record. NCBI's taxonomy places the organism in Eukaryota, Fungi, Basidiomycota, Agaricomycetes, Russulales, Bondarzewiaceae.